AUGGCGAUAGUCAUAGGUUUACUUGAAAUCUUCACAGCAUUUGUUUUCUUCAUUUUCUUCCAAUGUUUAUUACUCCACAAGAAAACUCCCAAGCCUUUGCUCACGAACUGGCCGGCCCUUGGGAUGCUUCCGGGUCUACUCCUCCAAGUGCCUCGUAUCUACGACUGGAUCACCGAGGUUCUUGAGGCGACAGAUAUGACGUUUUGUUUCAAAGGUCCAUGUCUUAGCGGAAUGGACAUCUUGCUUACUGUUGAUCCGGUGAAUAUCCACUACAUUCUAAGCUCAAAUUUUGCUAACUACCCCAAAGGAAUGGAGUUCAAGAAGAUCUUCGAAGUCGUGGGUGAUUCAAUUUUCAACGUUGACUCGGGUUUGUGGGAGGAUAUGAGGAACUCGUCUCAUGCCAUUUUUAGUAAUCAAGAUUUCCAAAUGUUCUGGGUGAGUACAAGUGUAAGAAAAUUAAGGCAAGGGCUUGUUCCUAUUCUUGAAAACGCAGCUGAUAAAAAUAUCCUUGUCGACUUGCAAGAUUUGUUCCAGAGAUUCUUGUUUGAUACAUCUUUGAUUUUGAUGACCGGGUAUGAUCCAAAAUGUUUAUCCGUUGAAAUGCCUAAGGUUGAGUUCGGUGACGCGGUCGAUGGUGUUUCUGACGGGGUUUUCUAUAGACAUGUUAAGCCGGUUUUCUUGUGGAGGCUCCAAUAUUUGAUUGGUGUAGGAGUAGAGAAAAGAUUGAAAAGAGGUCUAGCGGUAUUCGAUCAACUACUCGAGAAGAUCAUAACGGCUAAACGAGAGGAGAUCAAUAGUCAUGGGACUCAUCAUCCCUCAAGAGGAGAGGCCAUAGACGUGUUGACAUACUACAUGACUAUGGACACGACCAAAUAUAAGUACUUGGAACCAAGUGAUGAUAGAUUCAUCAAAGACACUAUUUUGGGUUUCUUGAUAGCGGCAAGAGAUACAACAAGUUCAGCACUCACUUGGUUCUUCUGGCUUAUGUCCAAGAACCCUGAGGCAAUAAACAAGAUCCGACAAGAGGUUAACAAGAAGAUGCCGAGGUUUGAUCCCGCAGAUUUAGAAAAGCUCGUGUAUCUACACGGUGCCGUGUGUGAGACGCUAAGGUUAUACCCACCAGUUCCAUUUAACCACAAGUCACCGGCAAAGCCAGACGUACUUCCAAGUGGGCAUAGAGUAGAUGAGAAAUGGAAGAUUGUCAUAUCUAUGUAUGCAUUAGGGAGGAUGAAAUCUGUUUGGGGAGAUGACGCAGAAGAUUUCAGACCAGAGAGAUGGAUUUCAGACAGUGGAAGGUUAAAACAUGAACCUUCAUAUAAGUUCUUGGCGUUUAACGCCGGUCCAAGAGCUUGCUUGGGGAAAAAGUUAACGUUCUUACAGAUGAAGACAGUGGCUGCGGAAAUCAUACGAAACUAUGACAUCAAGGUCGUUGAAGGGCACAAAACCGAACCAGUUCCUUCUGUUCUUUUUCGUAUGCAACAUGGUCUCAAAGUUAAUAUCACUAGGAUCUAG
This is a messenger RNA of Arabidopsis thaliana (thale cress), 1512 nucleotides long. It is a transcript of the gene CYP96A3, whose product is annotated as cytochrome P450, family 96, subfamily A, polypeptide 3. Lineage: Eukaryota; Viridiplantae; Streptophyta; Magnoliopsida; Brassicales; Brassicaceae. The record is from RefSeq and is marked reviewed. Gene Ontology annotation, molecular function: oxidoreductase activity, acting on paired donors, with incorporation or reduction of molecular oxygen; heme binding; iron ion binding. The transcript has a single exon. Bases 1 to 1512 code for a protein of 503 amino acids.